CCUCGUGUAGCUGGCCCUUGCCUCGAUCAUUCAACUUGCGGCAGCGACAGCAGCUCCUCAUCUCUGGCUCAUCUCAGGGUGUGCGUUGCUAUGGUGCCUUAGACGAGGCCCUGCGCUCGUUGAUCUGGUUUAUUCCUGCCGUGUGCGCAAAGUCUCUCCGCCGACCACGCCGCGCUUAAAACAGGAUGCAGGGAACAGUCAAGACCUUCCUCAGCCUCAAGCCAUGCAAGAAUGUGUGCACCAUAAGCAGAUUGCCCCCGAAAAUCUUGCUAUGUCGAGGACUUCUGACAUCAAGGUCGCAGGGACAGAUCGAAGCUGUUGCCACGCAGGUUCUUGAGCCCACUGCUGCUGCACUGAAGAAGCAGCCCGCGCCAGUAGAACCACCCGAGUGGCCUUACACCGAGCGCACCGUAAAAGUUCACACGUGUGCGAAACUCUACCAGGACUGGAGAAAAUGGAAGCCAGGCUACCAGAAUGCACCUCCCGAAGGCGUUGAAGUGGAACUCGGCUACAUGCACACGGGCUUGGACAGACCGGUGGCUCAGCGCACGGGCAGCCCCACGGUGUUGUUGCUGCACGGCGCCCCCGGCAGUUAUCGUGAUUUUACUCAACUGGUGCCUUUCCUGGACAGCCAAGGUGUCACUGUCAUCUCACCUCGGUGGCCUGACCUGCGCUUGAGCUACCGGACUGGAACAUUCUGGCAUUCAGCAGAGGAAAAGACUCAGCUGCUGACGGACUUUCUCAAGGCCAUCAACAUCAGCAAGGUUGACAUGCUGGUGGCUCACAGCAGUGCCAUCUACCCAACCUUAAAUGUCAUGACCAGGCCAGGCAUGCCUCAAGUGAAAGCAGUGGCGCUACUGGCACCAGCAGGACACCAGCUGGUCAGGGCAAUCAGGCCACUACCCCUGAUGCGGGCUUUUGCAGUGCACUACACGAAUCCACGAUAUCAAGGCUUCAUGAGACACUUGGGCAUUGCCAUAAUGAAGUACACAAGGAAUCCCAUCAAGCCUAACAUUGAAGACGCCAUUAUGUCGCUGCAAACUAUGAUCUUUUCCGACUAUGAAGAGGCAGGGGACAAGAUCAAGCAAGUUGCAAACAGUGGGAUACCUCUGCUUAUAGCAUUCAGUGAGAAUGAUCGAGCCAUCAACCCAGAAGUGAUCUUCAACAUGGUGGACCUUAUUGGCACACGCAACCAAGAUCUGUGGCUCUACGAUGCCGAUGGAAAGUUGGUCAGAAAAGGGUCAACAUCAGGCUCCAGGAAAGUAAUGUUGUUCAAGAAAGGAGGCCACUACCUGUUCCGCCGACAUCCAGAGGUCGUCAAUUCUGCUGUCAUGGAGCUUCUUCAAACAGCCCUUGCAUCGAGCAAGUAACAGGUCUUUGAAAUGACGACGGAUGUUUUGCUAAGACAACACCUCACACUAUGCCACUGACAUCAUCCUGAAUGCUGUGUCAAGUGAACUUCCUUAAAGCUAAACGAACGUAGAGUGCUGCAAAGUAACAUUGACUUCCAUUAACUCUCUCUACAUUCUACAAAUGUUUCUCAUAUUUGUCUAACCACUACUCUGACGAUUCAUGAGCGCCACACUUUCCAGCGUUGUUGGACACCCUUAGAAUCAUUAGCUAACUGUGUGUGAAGGUGCUCCAUACAUUACAGCUUCGAAAGUUGACCAAACCCUGGGUAACUUCUGUCUUUUGAAACUUUGUACAUAGCACCACCUUUGGGAGCUUUGUGCCAUCUUCUAACAUUUCCUCUGGUUAUUUAAGCAUUUUUUGCAGUGAGUUAAACUAUCUGUGGCAUGAUUGCUCAGGUUUUGCAGCUUGUCCUGUUUACACUACAGCAGCUAAAUUAAUUGUGUCAGAAAGACCAGCUGAAGUACCCUGGAGUCACCUAAACCGAGCCGAUACCCAUGUUUACAUUUACAAACAAUGAUUUGUGGUGGUGUAUAGGUCACUUGAGAUGUGUAAACUGGUAGCUUCACAAGCAUCACUUUAAGCACUCACUAAUGUGACAGUCUCAGGAAUACUGGCUACUCCAAGCUGUAGCUUUUCAUUUUGGCUUCUUCUAAAGCUUGUUUCUAAGGUAUAAUAUAGUGACCUAAUAAUACCCGUGAUGCAGGGUAAAGCUAGAUAAAGAAUCAUGAUCACCCACAAACUCUAGACCUUCACGAAACACUGAGCAAUAUUUAGAUUUUCCCAUUCCCAUUUACCUAAUCGAGAUGCAACAUCUUCACCUCAUUGCGGAGGCAUUUUCCUUUCUCCUCAGCAAAGUAUGCUCAUUUUCGCAACUAGUUGUAGUUUAUGCUUUCUGGGAAUCAUUCAACUAGACCAUGCAUUCUGCAAUACUACCUGCAUCUGAGAAGCCUUGAGAAGGCAUCUAUUCGCAGGGUCUGCAGGUUCUAACUUCUUCAAAAAGUGUCAGUCUUUUAUUGAAGCAUUACUCAGUGCAUAAGUCAUCCAAUUUAUACAUGCAUCUUUUUUACUUUGCUGCUUAAAUCAGCCAGUAAAGUAAUGAGCCAAUCAUGUUCAUUACUCACGCUUAUCCACAGCAAAAUGUAAUGUAAAACUUCAAAGAAAAGAAACGACAUACUUACUCAAGCAGUUGGACAUAAAAUCAUGUCUAUAAUCUUGAAAUUUCAAGCUAGAAGCCAUAAACACUGACUGUUCUCAAGUUGUGUUCAUCUUGUGCUUCUUACCAAAGAUUUUAGCAAGACGGGGGCCUAGAGCGUUGGCCAAAAUGCACUGUGACGGGCCUUUCCUUUACUUCAUCAGUGUUUGCGUCGUACUGUGUGUACUGUCUGCAAGCUUUGUAGCCUCCUAAUGCAAGUCAAAUGCAUUUAAAAGUUAAAAUACACAAAAUGUUCAAGAAUUCAUUAACGUAAAAGUAUAUAUAAGUAUGUGCGACCCUUUUUGCUGAGUAUAUAUUUCAGCAGAAACUUUGACUAGAGACUCAGUGACACACAGGUGGAAGAGUGCAAUGUUUACUUCCCUAUUCUCUUUCAAUGCUAUGUUUCCUCUCAGCUAGGUUGGCUUGUAGCUCAUUUCUUGCCUUUUUCAUUUUUCAUGGUGUAAAUAGAGUAACCACUGAGAGCUCAUAUUUUGUAAAGAACCCUAGAACAACAAACAUUGAAGUUGAAGUAGUGCCACGUGUGCAUGCGGGAGCCUCUGCUCAUGAACAAGUCAUGGCAAUGAAGACUGGUUCAACGAUUAGCUUUUAUAUUUAGGUCAUUGUGCAGGCCUCGGAUGUCAUAAGCAGCACAAAACAGGAAUGCUGGAAAAGGGCUAGACAAAAAAAAGUUUUGCGCAAUUGUAGAGAGCUGGGCUUGCUGGUUGUACGCAAGUGAAAAACAGCGUGAGAAAUCACAUGACAUACUGAAAGAAAACGUGCACAGCGCUGCGUGUGUCCCUUCUGUGUGUUCUGUGAUUUGUCGUGCUGUAUUUUUUUUUUUUAAAGGUUGGGGACUUGCCUCCUAUGUGCAGAAGAAUAUUUGACAUGCGCAUUCGUAGUAUCAGCAUUUUCAGACAGUUAAGGUUGUUCACAGCAGUGCGGCACUUUUUGGGGUCCGUUUUCUGUCCAACAGUCCAUGUUUCAAGUGUUUCACUGGUUUGGACAGAGCACAUCUGCUACUUUGUGCUAAUUCAACUCUUAGCCUUGUUUUGGUGUUUUCACAUCACAUGACGACUAAAGUGAAGUUGAGGUUUUCCUGGAGCACUGGCAGCUUCUUCGCAUGAUAAUGUGGGAUAUACAUUAAGACUGUGUUCGCUAAGUUGAGACAAUUGCAAAUAUUAUCUGGAGUUGGGAUUUUCAUUUUUUAAGUAUUUAUUCCUGUGCGAGUUUAAGGCCUAAUGAACAUGGAGGCGUGCAUGAAGUGAUGAAACAGUUUACCUCAAUUCGUUCACUUCUUAUUUCAUUGCUUGCGUGCUCUAAGAACUUUUGUUUUGUGGGCUUUUCUGUAGAAUUUCGUUAGGUGUGCAUCAUUUGCAACUAAUCUUUCUAGUGAAUGUGAGGCUCUUCAUGCUUCUGUUGGGCAAAUCACCCAUGCAUUUUAUACACGGCUGAAGCUGGUUCCUUGAACUGUACUGUGCAUCAAUUUGACAUGGACUACUGCUUUGCGAGUCUCGAAAGCAAUAUCUUUUGUACUUCAAUAUUUCAAUUAUUUUUUUACAUUUGUAAUGAAUGUUACAUGAACCCAUUUUGGGAUGAAUUAGUCACAGUUUGCUCUGAAGUCUUAGUGGUGUGAGUAAUUGUGUAGAGUCUAAAGGUUUUUAUUGAUCACAAUUUUCAAUGCAUUCAUUUUACAUUCCCUCUUUUUGUUGCAUUUUUGGGGUAUCUUCACUUUUGGUACAACUUACUGGCACAAUUUGUGGCAGCAAUACGAAUAUAGCUUUACUUUUUUUAAGUGUCAUGUUUAGUUAGCACAUUCUUUUUAUGACCGCACGUGUACCCAAUUUAGUGUCAUGCUAAUAGGCCAUAAUGAUAAUCUGUUACUUGGUAUUCUUUUGUUUCCUGGGAUCACACAUUCCUUUUUUUCUGUUGUUUCUACUACACACUUAUUGCAGCACUGCCGAUUCGUUCUUAUUCUGACCAAACUGCGGGCGACACGUCAAAUCAUGCACCAAAUACCAUGGAACUUCCCAGGAAUUUUACAAAAGCGUUUCUUAGGUGAUGCCAAAUGUUUUAAAAACUUUGCACGGUGUGGUGUUAUAAGGACGAAGUACUAAUUGUAUUUCAUCAGGUGUCGGUGGGCUCAGUGCACGGCAGUGUCCAGAUUGUAGCAUCUUUUAAGAUACUCUUGGAGCUCUUCAAUUUGUUUUGUGCUCCGAUGUCCACUUCAUCGACUUACGAGCUGGGACCUUUCCAUCUUCCAUUAAGUGGCAGUAGUUUGCUUGCUUGGCAAUGUAAACUGCCAAAUAAUGAGAUCAGAAGAGAAUAUGUUUGUUGGCCAGUAUAAUUAAAUCUGACACUGAUCUGUGGCAGGCAGCUCAAUUGUGUUUGCAAGGUGAGUAAAGUUUCACAAAAUGAAAUGUUGGCAACUGUUUGAAGGUAUCACAAACUAAGCACGCUGUUCAAACGAAAAUUUGGCAGGGAAUUCCGUUUGCUGCUUAUCACGUGGCCACAUCGCAACCAUAUUUAUACGUCCUUGUGUGUCGGCUGGGGAAGCAGUCAUAACUGUUUUCAAGACGUGUGACCCUGGUGCUGUGCUAUAAGAUUUUUGCUUCUGCAUGCAGCCAGGUCUUCACACACUUGCGUCUACUGCGUGGCAACUUUAUUGUAUGUGUGUGUUUGUUUUCUGUGUCUUCAAUGCUUGUCAGGUUUAUAACCACCUGUUUGCUGAGCAAACAGGCUUUGCUUUGACUGCAGAGAUAUUUAUUGGGCUCUCCUGGCGAGCAGCCCUAUGAAUGACUGUCACUGAAAUGCUCCUGUUACCAGAUUAUGUGAGAAGUUCCGAUUGAGCAACAGGUACGUACAGGGCAAAGAACUAGCGUGGGAAAGAGAAUGUGUGUGUGGCAGACAUAGUCAGCAGAUGUUUGCUGAAAACAAAAAAAUAGGCAGUAUGGCUCUCUAUUGCCACCAUUCGAUUCCGUUCUUUGCGCAAGUAAAAGCUCAGUCUAAAAUUUUCACAAGCUCUGGUGCCACUGAAACCUUUUGUGUGUGCUCACAUAGAUAUACUUCUACUGCUAUACUACCAGUUAAGUUUUAGACACAUGUAUUGCUAGCUGGUGAAAUUUUCACAAGUGAAUGUGGCAGCCUCUUUUUUAUAUUGGACAAUGAUGUUCAAUUUUAUACAUUUUUUCGAUUACAUUCAUAUUGCUUUUUUUUUUUGUGCAGCCUGUGACAUUUCUUCAGUAUAUGCGACUACAUGAAGUUUAAUAAAACUGAUUGGCAGCA
Messenger RNA from Rhipicephalus microplus (southern cattle tick), 5887 nucleotides. RefSeq lists its product as uncharacterized. Lineage: Eukaryota; Metazoa; Arthropoda; Arachnida; Ixodida; Ixodidae. The record is from RefSeq and is a predicted model, not a curated record.